UAGACAAAAAUAGUUAUCGAGUGAUUUUUUAUUAUUAUUGGAUUGAAUUUGUUUUUAUUUUGCAAAGCCGGUUGAAAACCGAAAAAUGCGAUUUCUAUACGCAUGCUUUGUAAUCGUGCUGUGCGCCCUGAUCUUCUGCGAGUACGUAGCAGACUUUGUGGUGCUGCAAAAGUGCAAGUGGCCGGAAAUCAAGCGCAAGAAGUAUGUCGAUGAUCCGCUAAGGGCGAUGAUCCUGGCGGAUCCCCAUCUCCUGGGUCCGCAUCGAGGCCACUGGCUUGACAAGCUUUACCGGGAGUGGCACAUGACGCGUGCCUUCCAGGCGGCAUCCCGACUCUUCCAGCCAGACGUGGUUUUCGUCUUGGGUGAUUUGUUCGAUGAGGGUGAUAUGGUGAGCGACAAGCAGUUCCAGGAAUAUGUGUGGCGCUACUUAAAGAUGUUUCACCUGCCACCGGGUAUACCACUCAUCAGUGUCGCAGGAAAUCACGACGUUGGCUUUCACUACAAGAUGCACCCCUUUUUCAUGUCACGCUUUGAAAACUAUCUGAACUACUCAUCUGUGCAUUUGUACACAAUCAAACAGAUCCAUUUCGUCGUAAUAAACUCCAUGGCCAUGGAGGCCGAUGGCUGCAUAUUUUGCACCCAGGCCGAGGAUGAACUGAAGAACAUUUCGCGAACGCUUCACUGCAUGAAGUACCCACUAGAGGCAGAGUGCGCCCGCACCAGACGGCACCCGUAUAGCCAGCCGAUCUUACUGCAGCACUUUCCCACGUAUCGAAUUUCAGAUACCAUGUGCGAGGAACACGAUGCUCCGAAAAUCGAGGCGUUUCGGGAACGCUUUCACGUGCUCUCCAAGGAUGCCACGGAUAUGCUGGGGGAACUGCUAAAGCCGAGAUUGGCAUUCGCCGGCCAUUCACAUCACUUUUGCCAUAGUGUAAAUCGGCUGGGCAUCGAUGAGUACACGGUGGCCUCCUUUAGCUGGCGAAACAAAGUCAAUCCCAGCUUUAUGUUGGCUACCAUCACCCCCGAUGACUAUGUGGUCUCCAAGUGCAAAAUGCUGCCGCAGCAGUUUGUCUAUAAUAGCUAUAUGAGUGCUGGCCUCUUCUGCCUAAUUGUGAUUGCAUUCCAGCUGCGAAAGUUCAUCAAAAACAGAAGACAGUCCUUGACCGCAGAUCAUCGGAAGGUCAAUUAGUACGUAAGAGCGAGCCUUUACAAGGCACAUCCUCUUUUGUGAUUUAUGCCUAAUUGGGGCUUAGUUUAGACUAGAUACAGCCAGAUUCCAGACUCCGAUCCCAGAUCCAAACAGUGGUCAUAUCAUUCCUGCUGCUUUGCAAUCGCUAAACUAUAUUCUAGGUGUAAACAAUUCGGAAAGUGUGUGUAUGAUCUAUUUAUUGAAUUUAUCACAGACAUUAUGCUUGUAAAGUCACACGGAAUACAUUAUGAGACACAGUCUGCUGACUACAAAUCGAAAAUGCCAAAAAAAGUGCUUGAACAUAAGCUGGAAAGUAAAGAACAGAUACGAACAGAACAAUUAAAUAAAGCUAUAUUAUAAUACAAUAA
Molecule: messenger RNA, 1557 nt
Organism: Drosophila ficusphila
Lineage: Eukaryota; Metazoa; Arthropoda; Insecta; Diptera; Drosophilidae
Gene: PGAP5
Product: metallophosphoesterase 1 homolog
Exons: 3
Coding region: 86-1189 (367 amino acids)
Biological process (GO): endoplasmic reticulum to Golgi vesicle-mediated transport; GPI anchor biosynthetic process
Cellular component (GO): endoplasmic reticulum-Golgi intermediate compartment
Molecular function (GO): phosphoric diester hydrolase activity
Source: RefSeq, a predicted model, not a curated record